AUGGCCAGCGUGAGCGUUGCGAGCGAUGGCUCUCUACUGGCUGCGGGAAACAAUCUGGGCGACGUCUACAUCUGGCGCGUAUAUCAAAACCACGACUCAACCACCCUUCUCCCUUGCCGCGCAUUCAAGGCCCACAAGGAUUACCUCACGCGCCUUCUUCUGUCGCCAGAUAUAAAAUACCUCGCGACAUGUAGCUCCGACCACACCGUGCGAGUCUGGAAGAUCGACAUGAACGAGGAACAUUUGGAAGAUCUCAAUGAACCCCAGAACCCACCAAUAUCACAGCAACAGCAAGAAGCGCCAACAAAGCAAACAGGACCACUCCCAAACAAUCCCAACACAAUCACACUCUCGCACUCGCAACCUUCCCUGCCGAGUGCCGAGAAUGACAAGCACACCGACUCCUCCCCAGACCCGAAACUGUCCCACUCCACUCCUUCUCUCGCCUCGACUGCUUCCCAACAAUUCCGCCCCACCACAGACCUCAUCUCCCUCCGCCGUCCGCUCCCUUGUCACGCCAUAUUGGACAUCCACCAACGCUGGGUCUGGGAUUGUGCCUUCAGCGCUGACUCGGCGUAUCUUGUCACUGUCUGCUCCGACCACUACGCUCGCCUCUGGGAGAUCCUAACGGGGAAGAUCAUCAGGCAGUAUAGCGGCCAUCACAGGGGCGCGGGAACGGAUUGGGAGGAGGGGAACGACGUGGAUGAGUUCGAGUGCAAGGAAAAUGGAAUUGACAGUGGUGAACCCGACACUGAAGACGACCAGGAUGGCGGAGUAGCAUUGAGUCUGUUGUACCCUGACAGUCGUAACACCAACGGAACGUAG
This is a messenger RNA of Fonsecaea nubica, 825 nucleotides long. RefSeq lists its product as hypothetical. The record is from RefSeq and is a predicted model, not a curated record. Gene Ontology annotation, molecular function: protein binding. Gene Ontology annotation, biological process: regulation of actin cytoskeleton organization; TOR signaling. The transcript is spliced from 3 exons. Gene Ontology annotation, cellular component: TORC2 complex; TORC1 complex. NCBI's taxonomy places the organism in Eukaryota, Fungi, Ascomycota, Eurotiomycetes, Chaetothyriales, Herpotrichiellaceae. The coding region runs from base 1 to 825 and encodes 274 amino acids.